Molecule: messenger RNA, 1500 nt
Organism: Diabrotica virgifera virgifera (western corn rootworm)
Lineage: Eukaryota; Metazoa; Arthropoda; Insecta; Coleoptera; Chrysomelidae
Product: pyrokinin-1 receptor-like
Exons: 5
Coding region: 122-1423 (433 amino acids)
Biological process (GO): neuropeptide signaling pathway
Cellular component (GO): plasma membrane
Molecular function (GO): neuromedin U receptor activity
Source: RefSeq, a predicted model, not a curated record
UGGCACAGAGCAUAGACUUGUUGAUGUUUACCAUCCCGAUGUGAGGUCGCGGUCCAACGUUAAAUUUCUUCUCAAAUUAGCGGUACUACAUAUAUUUAUAUGUUCGCGGUUUCGCUGUAAAAUGGACGAAGAAUGCAGUGAGGAGAUAUUCGGACCCAGUCGUGAUUCUUUAUACGUAGUGAUACCCCUGACAGUAUUAUACAUAAUCAUAUUCUUGACCGGUUCAACCGGGAACGUGAGUACCUGUAUAGUGAUAGCUAAAAACAAAUCCAUGCACACAGCUACGAACUAUUAUUUGUUUAGUUUAGCUGUAUCUGAUCAGUUACUGCUCUUAACGGGAGUGCCUCAAGAAAUAUACUUUUUUUGGUCGAGAUAUCCGUACAUUUUCGGCAGUAACUUUUGUUUCGUGCGAGGACUAUUCAAUGAAACAUCAAGUAACGCUACAGUGCUCAUCAUCACAGCCUUUACCGUAGAAAGGUACUUAGCAAUAUGUCAUCCCUUUCUUUCCCACACGAUGUCCAAUCUCUCCCGCGCAAUCAAACUGAUCUUCAUAAUCUGGUUAGUUGCUAUAUCUCUAGCGAUUCCUCAAGUGCUUCCCUUGAAAGUGGUGGGAAAGUGUCCAAUGUGUGUUAUGCAGGAUCCUAUCAUCAACUACAACUUUGAACUGUCCACUUUGUUGUUCUUUGUGAUGCCAAUGACAGUCAUCACAGUGCUUUAUAUUUUGAUAGGACUGAAGCUAAAGUCUUCAAGUACAGUGGAAAGGAGGAUUAGUGUCAACAAUAGGGUCAUUAGGAAGUCUUCUAGGAAAGUAAUUAAGAUGCUAGUUGCUGUAGUUGUGACAUUCUUUAUAUGUUGGGCACCGUUCCAUAUUCAAAGGCUGUACGCCAUCUACAACACCACCAUUCCUACCAAAGAGACGCGUGACAUGUAUAUGCAGAUAUAUGGAAUCAUUACGUAUAUCAGUGGUACAUUAUUCUAUACGUCAGCUACGAUCAAUCCGAUUUUGUACAAUAUUAUGUCUGCGAAGUUCAGAGAUGCCUUCAAGAGCCAGAUUGAACGGUAUAAAGGAGAGGGGCUCUCCCUGGCGCAGCCCUUAAUUUGUUUUGAAAGGUUCAGACAGUUAGCCCUGGAUUCGUACUCUACAUUCAACUUCUUAAAGGAAACGUUUGCUUCCUGUUGCUUUCGCAGCAGUCACAAACUGAAACUGAAAAGAUCGAUGUCGGUGGUGUCUAAAUCACUCACUAGAUGUCACGAUUCAAGUGAUUCUGGAAGCCACGAUAACUCAGUGCAGUCAGUCACACUUACCAUACUUACAGUAAACAAAAAUUAUCUCGACUCCAGUACCUGUCUUGGAGAAAAAUCAAGGAAAGCCAAUAUUUAUCAAGAUGCAACUACCCCAAUGUUAGGCAACUCCCAUCGAUGAAAAUGGACAUUGUGAAACUUAAUUUUAUUACUUAUUUAUAUGUUUUUUAAUAUAGUGAAAUAAAAAAUAAAAAACCA